Messenger RNA from Perca fluviatilis (European perch), 1599 nucleotides. RefSeq lists its product as uncharacterized. Lineage: Eukaryota; Metazoa; Chordata; Actinopteri; Perciformes; Percidae. The transcript has 2 exons. The record is from RefSeq and is a predicted model, not a curated record. Bases 1 to 1458 code for a protein of 485 amino acids.
AUGCCCACCCCUGGUCUGUCUGCCCUCGGCGCUCGCGUCUGCCCGGUCUGCCCGGCGGCCGCCUCGCCACGGCUCAAAGACAUUUUGACUGUUCACCCAUCCACUCCAUUAAAACUGUGUGCAUUGGCAUAUGAACUGUCUUCGCAUCCUGAUUCGGUGUUUGUUGAUCACCUUCUCACUGGGCUUUCCCAAGGUUUUCGGGUGGGCGUGCUUACAGCGCCAACUGUUUCUUUCGUGGCUAAAAAUCUCCUUUCCUCCACUUCCGAUCCCGACACAGUCUCUCGGUUGUUGGCGUCGGAGGUGGCUAAGGGCCAUGUCAUUGGGCCGUUCAGUUCUCCUCCGUUUUCCCUGUUUCGCGGCAAUCCGAUCGGCGUCGCUACAAGGAAGUAUUCUGGCAAAAAGCGGUUGAUCUUCGAUUUGUCCGCGCCGCAUAACGGGCCUGUUCCCAGCAUUAACAGUCUCAUCCCACUAGCCCCCUUUUCUCUGCACUAUGCCACCGUCGAUAAUGCCAUCAACCUGAUUAAACUGGCUGGGGUGGGCUCUUGGCUUUCCAAGGCUGACAUCACAGACGCUUUUAAAAUCGUGCCCGUCCAUCCUUCCCAAUGGCCUCUUUUCGGUGUUAAGUGGGACUCAAACUUCUAUUUCGGUCUUGCCCGCCGCGCCUGGAUUUUCGGGAUUACCCUCGACUCCGUGGAAAUACAAGCGUCUCUCCCGACACAAAUUACAGAACGCAUUCGGCGAUCGCUGGCGUCUUUUUCGACCGCCAUUUCCAUACCCAAACGCCAGUUGCUUUCCCUUUUGGGCCACCUAAACUUCGCCAUGCGUGUUAUUCCUCAGGGGCGUUCGUUCAUAUCCCGGUUGCUGGAUACGGCAUCUUCAAUUUCCCAACUGCAGGAUCUCGUAUCCCUAGAUGACGGCUGCCGUUCCGAUUUGCGGUUUUGGGCUCACCUUCUCGAACAUUGGAAUGGUGUUUCCUUUUUUUACGAUGAUUUGGUGCAUUCUUCUGACUCUAUGCUGUUCUUCACAGACGCUGCCCCUUCUGCCGGGUUCGGUGGAUUUUUUCAGGGGCAGUGGUUCGCAGGUCACUGGCCUCCCACCUUCUCCCGGCUUGAUUCGUCGGCCUUGCAUGAGAUUUACCCCAUCGCCGUAGCUUGCCGCGUCUGGGGCCAUCAAUGGCAGCGCAAACGUAUCUCCGUUUUGUGCGACAAUCGAGCGGUCGUCGACAUCAUCAAUAUGGGGCGCUCUUCAUGUAGUGCAAUUAUGCCGUUUGUGAGAAGCAUCACCUGGUCUGCCGUCAUGCACAAUUUUCUCAUCACUGCCCGUCAUGUUCCCGGUCAUUCUAAUGGUGUGGCUGAUGCUCUGUCUCGUUUUCAUUUUCAGGCCUUUCGGCGCCGGUGCCCUACCGCCUGCCCCUUCCCUGUCACUCUGCCUUCUCUCCAGAAGCUGGCGCUGUAUUGAACCUAUCGCCCCUACGUCCUUAUCUAGAUUCCUCUAGGGAUUAUAUGAGAAAAGGCUUGGCUGCGUCUACUUUGAAAACCUAUGAUUUUGCUUGGCAUACCUUCUGUUUCUUUUGUGUUUGUAUUUCUGUUCCUCUUAAAC